This is a messenger RNA of Thunnus maccoyii (southern bluefin tuna), 1258 nucleotides long. Its product is annotated as hatching enzyme 1.2-like. Lineage: Eukaryota; Metazoa; Chordata; Actinopteri; Scombriformes; Scombridae. Gene Ontology annotation, molecular function: metalloendopeptidase activity; zinc ion binding. Gene Ontology annotation, biological process: proteolysis. The transcript has 10 exons. The record is from RefSeq and is a predicted model, not a curated record. The coding region runs from base 212 to 919 and encodes 235 amino acids.
GAUGGUUCAUCAGUUAUCAGAUCUGCUGAGUUUCCUGGUUGAUGGUUCAUCAGUUAUCAGAUCUGCUGAGUUUCCUGGUUGAUGGUUAAUCAGUUAUCAGAUCUGCUGAGUUUCCUGGUUGAUGGUUAAUCAGUUAUCAGAUCUGCUGAGGUUCUUUCUUUUCUUUUUUUUUUUUGAAGUUUUGCUGCACUGCAGUCGUUGGUGAAGCAACAUGUGGCUUCUGCUGCUCUUCGUCUGCGUGUCGACAGUUGGUGGCGUCCCCAUAAACGCAGCCCAUGAUGCUACUAGUGCUCCAGGUAAUGUUACUAUCACUUCAGUGCCUGAUGUGCAACAGCCAACCAUGAAAGACCAUUUAGAAGGCAGACUCCCCUUAAAUGACACCAGGAAUGUGACGAGUCCUGCCUCAGGUGUUGUUAUUUCAGUCAUUGAUCCGCUACAGCAAGCCAGUGCAGAAACCUUAGAAGAGCUUCAUGAAGACUUGGUUGUCCAAGAGGGAGAUAUUUUGAUACCGGAGGACAGGAACGCUGUGGAGACCCUGUGGGCGGACGCCAUCGUACCGUACACCAUUAGUUAUGAACUGGCUGAUCGAGAGUCAAACAUCCUCGCCGCCUUCAAGAUGAUAUCAGAUUUCACAUGUGUUCGCUUCCAAAAACGAACCACAGAGCUGAACUACCUGAAAUUCCUGAACAGCAGAGGCUGUGCGUCCUUCGUCGGCUGUCGAGGAGGAGCCCAGCCGCUGUAUUACGGCCGGUCGUGUAGCGUUGGGAACCUCUGCCAUGAGAUCAUCCACUCACUGGGGCUGCAUCACGAACACACACGCAAGGACCGGGACCAGUACAUCACUGUGCAGUGGACCAGUAUCACACCAGAGAGAAGAGAACGACAUCCAGCUGAAGGGAACGAGAAGAAAAACACUUAGAGGAGAAACAGGAACUGAAGCAUUAAGUUUCUGAUUCUGUCAGAUCAUUAUCAUCACAGAGAUACUUUUAGAAGUGUUAAAAUGUAGAUUAAAAGUUUAAACAAAAGGAAACAAAACAUAAUAAAGUGAUUGAGCUUCAUCUAGAUAAAACAAACAAGUGAUGAAACAAGAUAAAAAGAAGGUUACCGGCCCACUCACCAGAUUUCUUGCUAAUAGUAUGAAACAUGUGGAAACAGCUGUCUUUUUAAAAAAUGUUAGAUGUGGUUAUCUAAGACUGGGCAAAUCAUCAAUGUAUGUGUUGUUCAAGGGAAUAAAAAGAACUUCAAGAUGAAAGGCGGG